Leptonychotes weddellii (Weddell seal) is the source of this 1066-nucleotide messenger RNA. NCBI's taxonomy places the organism in Eukaryota, Metazoa, Chordata, Mammalia, Carnivora, Phocidae. The record is from RefSeq and is a predicted model, not a curated record.
UCCGGGCCCCCGCAAAGUACUGCCAGCACAAUGGGACCAUGUACCAACACGGAGAGAUCUUCAGUGCUCACGAGCUGCUCCCGUCCCGCCUGCCCAACCAGUGUGUCCUCUGCAGCUGCACCGAAGGCCAGAUCUACUGUGGUCUCAUGACCUGCCCAGAACCAGGCUGCCCCACACCUCUCCCACUGCCUGCAUCCUGCUGCCAGGCCUGCAAAGACGGGUCAAGUGAGAGAUCAGCCGAAGAGGACACCACGCAGUCACAGCCUGGGCUGAGACGUUCCCAGGAUCCGUGUUCAGGGGACAGUGGGAGAAAGAGAGGCCUGGGCACCCCAGCCCCCACUGGCCUCAGCUCUCCUCUGGGCUUCAUCCCUCGCCACUUCCGACCGAAGGGGGCAGGCAGCACGACAGUCAAGAUUGUCCUGAAGGAGAAACAUAAGAAAGCCUGCGUGCACAAUGGGAAGACGUACUCCCAUGGGGAGGUGUGGCACCCAGCUUUCCGCUCCUUUGGACCCCUGCCCUGCAUCUUGUGCACCUGUCAGGACGGCCGCCAGGACUGCCAGCGGGUGACCUGCCCCACUGAGUACCCCUGCCAUCGCCCUGAGAAAGUGGCCGGGAAGUGCUGCAAGAUUUGCCCAGAGGACAAGGCAGACCCUGGCCCCAGUAACAUCAGGGCCACCAGGUGUCCGAAGGUGCCAGGCCGGGUCUUCGUCCACACGUCAGUAGCUCCAAGCCCAGACAACCUACAUCGCUUUGCCCUGGAGCAUGAGGCCUCUGAGCAGGUGGAGGUCUACCUCUGGAAGCUGGUAAAAGGAAUCUUCCACUUGAUUCAGAUCAAGAAAGUCAGGAAGCAAGACUUCCAGAAAGAGGCACAGAACUUCCGGCUCCUCACCGGCACCCAUGAAGGUCACUGGAACGUUUUCCUAGCCCAGACCCCAGAGCUGAAGGUCACAGCCAGUCCAGACAAAGCAACCAAGACCUUAUAACAAAGACCUAAACAGCUGCAGAUACGAGCUUUGUUGUUUUUGUUGUUAUAUAUUAAUAAAUGAUAAGUUGCAUUACCCCUCAA